Messenger RNA from Vicia villosa (hairy vetch), 2318 nucleotides. RefSeq lists its product as uncharacterized. The record is from RefSeq and is a predicted model, not a curated record. Bases 398 to 1552 code for a protein of 384 amino acids. Lineage: Eukaryota; Viridiplantae; Streptophyta; Magnoliopsida; Fabales; Fabaceae. The transcript is spliced from 2 exons.
CAAGGCCAACAUAAAUUUAAAGUCUCAACUAUUACACAAACGAAAGGAGAUUAAUUAAUAAUUAUUAUGUGAAUUUUAUUAAAAUAGCAUUAAAUGAAAAUAGCAUCAAACUCCACCGGCUAAAAUGUGAGGAAUCUUACUUCUUUUAACCUCUAUUUAACAAAUGACAAAUUUUAACAUCAUAAUUCCGGACUUCCCAAUAACCAUCCACAUGUCUCCAACAUACAUUACACUUUUAGAUACCUCCUAAAACCAUCAAUCACAAACAACAAACAACUAAUAAUAAUAAUAAUAAUCUCAUAACACCUUGUUUUCAAUAAUCAAAAAAUCAUUUCUUUUUCAACUGUUGAAAAGGAGAACCAGUUCUAUUAUCAUAAGCACUUUCACAAAAACAGAAAUGGAUUCAACACAAAAAAACUCACUAGUUUCACACUUUAGCCAUCCACAUCUCUUGCAACACACAACCACACCCUCAACAAAAAACAUAACCUGCUUUGGUUGCAACCAAACAAUCACACAUGAACAACAUUACUACGUCUGCAAAACAUGUCCAUUCUCUCUCCACAAUAUCUGUUACAAAACACCCUUAAUCACAAACCACCCUUCACAUCCAAGUCACGAUCUCUUCCUCCUCGUCAUACCUUCGUCUUCAUCGCCUGCUACGAAAUCCACCUUCAACUGCAUGGCAUGCAAGCAACACGCCACUGGUUUCUGCUACCAUUGUGCCGAAUGCAACAUUUUCUUUCAUUCUAUAUGUAUCACACUUCCUCUCUCGCUUUCGAUCGCGCAACAUCCACACAAAAUGAAGCUUGAGUUUUCUCCGCCUUAUGAUUUCUUUUGUGAUCUGUGUGACAAGCCUAGUUACAAAGGGUGGCUCUAUAGGUGCAACAUGUGUGAAUUUGAUAUACAUGUAGAUUGUGCAGACAAGAAUAUUGGUGGUGCAGUUAGAAUUGAUAGUGCGGUUUCUGGAUGGAAUAAGAAAUUGUUUAGUCCAUUGAAAAAACAUAGCACAAUCAAUGGGAAAAAAACUAUGAUGGAACUUGGACUACAAGAAACCGAACUAAUUACAAGUACUCAUUCUGUUUCUUUGGAAAUUUUGGAUGGAAUAACUCCACUUCGCGAUAAAAUGACUCCUCUUUCUGAUGAUACAAGUCCACUAACAUCAAGUAACCAAUUUAGUGACUCGUAUUUUUCAAUAGAUUUGAAUAAGUCUUAUUCGACAAAUCAUGAUCGUAGAGGUCAGGUACGAAAAGAAGUUAAUAAUGAUUAUAUUAGUCAAAGUGCCGUAUCAAGCAAUUCAGGGCAAGGCGAUGAAGAUACAAUCGGUGUAGUUGAUUAUUGGCUAAAAAAUCAUUCGCACAAAGAUAAGGUGAAUAAUGCAGCACUUUUCAAAGGAGGUAGUGGUUCUGAAGAUUCAAGUCAAAAAGUGUUGAUGAAAAAUCCUAAAGAAAGAUUUGCUAAAUGGUCUGCUAAAGAUCAAACUACAAGCAAAGCCGAGGCAGAAAAUAACAGCCAUUCAGGUUGGAGGAAGUUGCUAUCUUGUUGCCUUUAGCAAUAGCGCAGAUAUAUAUAUGCAAGGCACACAGUAUAUGAGAGUUGUUAACAAAUUGGUUAGUAAAUUUCCCUAGAAUUGAAAGAUAUAUAUUCAUGAUUGAUAUCAAGUUUGUUUCUGCAAAGUACUUUUGUACAUGUAAAUUCUAGUCCUAUAUACUAUAUUGCAACAAAUAAAAAAGAGAGAACCUUCUUAAUUUGUCAAUAUUAUUUUGAAAACUAUUUAGUGACUUUUUAAAUGUAUUAAGUUAAAUUGCCCACUGCCAUAGCAGUUACAGAACAUAUAGAAGUACUAUGUAGCUACUUUAGGAUCAUCGAGAUAAUCACCGAAUCCGAAUAAUGAGAGCUCCUACAGUCAUAAUUUGAAACUUUUUUUCCCUGUUGUUACUUGAUCAAACUUUUUCAAAUAGUCGCGUAGAUUCUCAAUAAGCCCACCAAGUUAAGUCGAUGUGAAGAAGUUAACGCAAAAGCGUGUGUAUCUUUGGGAAAUAUUGAUUCAUAAGAGUCAUGUAUUGUUGGAUCGUUUAACUGCUCAUUCAGCACCAGAAUGCUAAGGUGCUAUCAUAAUUCCUGAAAUAGAGUCAUAAAAAAUAUACGUUGUGCCACAUUUCGGAUUUUUCAAUGUUGUUAAUCUGUUAUAGUUAGUUAGUUUUAGCAUUAUGCACUUCUUUUAGUUAGUUACACUUCUGUUAGUAAGUGUGACUGUGACUGUGACAGUUGAAAUUGAAACCUUGUUGUAUAUAUUUGGGCUCAAUGUCUAUUAUCAA